UUCCAUUGCUUUUUGUCACAAGAAAACCAAUAUAGAAUAACGUUCAUUAUGCCUUUAACAUAGCUGGAAUCUAGUCAGGCUGUCGCGUAAUUUAUUACUUGUUUUUUGUACGAGCGUUAAGAAAGUAUGAUAAAAAUUUCGGAAUAAUUAUUUAAUUCAGUAAAAUGAGUGAACACUAUUUAUCUUAAAAGACGAUGCACAUUUGCUAAAACAUGAAAUCGAAGCAAAUGGAAUAAAUGUGAAAUAAGUUUUGUGUGCAACAUACAAAAGGUGCGAGAUACUGUAGUGAAUUUAGACGUUCGCAUGUAAAAGGAUACUACGUAUACAAAAACAUAUUGGUUUGAUAUCUGGAUUAUAAUUACAGAAAAUGAUUUAAUGCUGUCCUUCAGGCUUGCUGUUGUAAACUAAAAACUUUUCUUGAAUAAUUAAGUCGUUCUUACAUGAAUUUUAGUUUAGAGUAUGUGAUAAUGGCGAAUGAAUAUUCAAACCAUUCCAUUUCGUAUGUCGAAAGAAAGUUUCCGUUUGACUCAGUGGACGGUAAUUACAUGUACGACUAUAUAGAUGAAGUUUAUGACCGAACGAGUGAGGAUGAGAAUAGGUUUUACUAUUACGGCGACUUAUCACAACUUCGUAAACCAUGGCUCACGGAAACUGACUAUAUCCCGACGGUUAUUAUAUAUGGACUAGCCUUUCUGUUAGGAAUUGUCGGUAAUAGUUUAGUUAUAUUCGCCAUCGUUAGUGAUAUAAAACAACGAACGAACACCACGAUGUUUCUCUUGAGUUUAGCAACAUCUGACAUCAUAUUUCUGCUGGUUUGUGUUCCAUACGAAAUCAGCAGACAUUUCAUAGACCACUGGAAGCUUGGUGCCUUCUUAUGCAAGUUUUCGGGAUUCAUUGAAAUGCUGACGGCCGUUCUUACAGUUCUGAACUUAACCAUUGUCAGCAUUGAAAGAUAUAUUGCUAUUGUUCAUCCGAUGAGAUCUCGGUAUAUCUGCACUCUUGGAAAUUUACGUCGCAUCAUUCCGCUUGUUUGGGCAACAGCCGCUGCUUUAUCCUCGCCAGCAUUCUUCAUUAUGUCAACAGAAAUGUCGGUGUUUUUCAACAACCAGUCGUCAGUAAAUAUGAUAUUUUGCUCAGACCAUGGCGUUGCCGAUGCGUUCAGAUUGUCUUUCGCCGGUUACCAGUUUGUGAUAAUGUUCUUGGCUCCUACGGUGAUAAUGAUGAUUUGUUAUUCUAGAGUGGUGCAUGUUUUGUGGAUUAGCACAAAGCAGUUAGCUAAACUAACGCCGUCAGAUAGGGUUUGUGACGCUUUAUUUCUUACGAGAAUAGAGACUUGUAGUCUAGGAAUGAAGUCACCAGCAGCGCCAAGACUUUUGAAACGGGCUAUUACAAGCCAUAAAUCGAAAGUAUUAGCUAGUCGUAAACAGGUCAUCAAGCUUUUGCUCAUGAUAAUUGUUGCGUUCCUGUUGAGUUGGGGACCAAAAUUGACAAUGAGAAUAUUACAGAAACUCCAGUUGCCAUUUCUUUUCUCAGAAUCGGCUUAUGCCAUCAAGGUUUUUGUCGACUGGCUACCUUACAUUCAGUCGUGUAUCAACCCACUGUUCUACUGCUUCAUGUCUCGGAAUUUUCGCCGCAGCAUCAGGGUUCUGUUUCAACGAAGACAUCGACGAGAAUACCGGGAGAGUAUCGAACAUAAUGAAUUUCAUACAUUGUCGUCGUCUUCAAGUGGCCGGCAUCUUCACCCAACAUAUUUACAUUUAGUGUUCCGUGAUGAAGUCUGAAUGUACCUUAACACUUAGACUGUAAGCUACAUGUAAUGAAACAGAAUUGCACACACAAUCACUAGUUGAUGAAUUAGAAAGACGCAUUGUCAGUUUAUGCGUCAGUUCUUUCAUGUAUGCAACCUCAAAGUGGUUAAAAUAACAGAUUUUGAAGACUGAAUACUACUUAAGCUGGUGCUAGGGGUCAUGGGGAGUGUUGCAUUUUCCAUUACUGCUAUUGAACAGAUUCAAUCAAACACAGUCUGCAAUUUUCACUGUUUGCCUUGUUCCCGGUGCUUCCGAGGGAUCUACUUUUCAGAUUGUAUUUCUUUCAACGGAAUAUCUUCCUACUGAAGGUUCAAAAGACAGAACUGUAGUGAGAAAAUAUUGUGACACGCUACCUGAUAUGAAUUUUACACAAGAUAUCAACGUCUAUAACUCUCAGUAAUUGUUCACAUUAAUAUAUACUUUCUACACAAUGAUGCAUUAAAACAAUAAAGACGUUUUCAUAAAUGAAUACUGACAAAAUCACAGAACCACCUUUGCUCUUUACAUACUAAUAAAUGAAAUGAAUCUUUAGUCAAAGCCGAGCGUUUUUAUGUGGGUAUGCUCCUAUGGUAAUACUCCUAAAAAUAUUCGAUGAAUAGGCGGGUUGAGGCAGUCUAUGAAAAAGCAUAUGCUAAGUGGUAUACCAAAAUAAAAACGAGGAUCUUUUCUUUUCAGAUCAAUUUGGUGACAUCGGCUUUUCAGAGCGUGAAUAUCAACAGUGUCGCCAAAGUGUCCGCAGAAAAUAUAUUUAACCUAAUAUAUUUAUUGAAAGUGUAAA
This is a messenger RNA of Mercenaria mercenaria, 2586 nucleotides long. RefSeq names its product galanin receptor type 1-like. The coding region runs from base 441 to 1781 and encodes 446 amino acids. Gene Ontology annotation, cellular component: plasma membrane. Gene Ontology annotation, biological process: G protein-coupled receptor signaling pathway. The record is from RefSeq and is a predicted model, not a curated record. NCBI's taxonomy places the organism in Eukaryota, Metazoa, Mollusca, Bivalvia, Venerida, Veneridae. The transcript has 6 exons. Gene Ontology annotation, molecular function: G protein-coupled receptor activity.